Salvelinus namaycush (lake trout) is the source of this 2983-nucleotide messenger RNA. RefSeq names its product follistatin-related protein 1-like. NCBI's taxonomy places the organism in Eukaryota, Metazoa, Chordata, Actinopteri, Salmoniformes, Salmonidae. The coding region runs from base 129 to 1073 and encodes 314 amino acids. Gene Ontology annotation, biological process: cell differentiation; multicellular organism development; regulation of BMP signaling pathway. The record is from RefSeq and is a predicted model, not a curated record. Gene Ontology annotation, molecular function: calcium ion binding; protein binding. The transcript has 11 exons.
AAGGGGGAGACAGACGGGGAAAAUUCCUCCGUGGUGCUCAAAUUUCGCCAAUCUAAUUUUCCGCUCCUCCUUUGUCUCAGUCGGAACACUGCCGUCUCCCCUCUGCCUUUUGGUCAUUACCCGCUUACAUGAUGUUUCGAAGUGUCGUUUUAUGUCUACUAGUCGCAGUCGUUUGCUGUCAUGCUGAGGAGGGGAAGAGCAAGUCCAGGGUGUGUGCCAAUGUAUUCUGUGGGGCUGGCAGGGAGUGUGCUGUGACAGAGAAAGGGGAACCUUCCUGCCUGUGCAUCGAGCAAUGUAAGCCUCACAAGCGCUCUGUGUGUGGCAGUAAUGGUAAGACGUACCGCAACCACUGUGAGCUCCACCGCGACGCCUGCCUGACCGGCCUCAAGAUCCAGGUGUACCACGACGGACACUGUGAAGAGAAAAAGACAGACAAAGCUGUUGCUGCUAGCCCAAUUGUGUGCUACCUGGCCAACAGGAACGAGUUGCGCAGCCGGGUCAUCCAGUGGCUGCAGAAUGAGGUGGUCCCUGACGGCUGGUUCGCCAAGGGCUCCAACUUCUCCAACAUCCUGCUCAAGUACUUCAAGGACUAUGACAAUGGAGACUCCCAGCUGGAUUCCGCUGAGUUCCUUAAGUUCCUCCAGCACAACGACACAGCCAUCAACAUUACCUCAUAUGCUGACGAGGAGAACAACCGCCUGCUCAGGAGCCUGUGUGUGGAUGCCCUCAUCGAGCUCUCAGAUGAGAACACGGACUGGAAGUUGAGCUUCGAUGAGUUCCUAAACUGCUUCAAGCCUGGCUUCAACCCACCAGAGAGAAAGUGUGCCCUGGAGGAUGAGACCUAUGAGGACGGGGCAGAGACUCAGGUGGAGUGUAACCGCUGUGUCUGUGCCUGUGGGAACUGGGUCUGCACAGCUGUGACCUGUGAAGGCACAGAUAAGGUGCCUGCUGUGGAGAAGACUGAAGGUGCUGACCAGGAGAUGACAGAGGAGGAGUGGACACGGCGAGUGGCUGAGCUCAACAAACAUCAGGAAACUGUGGAGAAGAUGAAAGUGAGCACUAAGGACAUUUAAGAGAGAGAGCGAGAGAGAGAGAGAGCCCUCUUUCAGUCCCACCAUCAACAAUCACUAUCUGGCUGAAGCUUUGGAGCUUGUACUGUUGCUAAAAGAAAUGCAUCACUAUUGUUUUUAGUUUUUAUAUUUUAAAAUGUUAAUUAUUAUGAUUUUUUUUUUAACUGUACCAAUGUCUAUUAUAAUACUAUUGUGUAGAGGGGAGACUAGUUGAAUUGUGUGUACUGUACCUACAAUCACAGUACUGUUAUCCUAUUUGAGUAACACUCCGCAGCCUUGGUAAGAAUCCCUGUCACCUAGUGGUGGGUUAAUAUUUCUAUUCAUUUGAGUUAAUGUGUUGUUUUUGUUGUCUGUCAAGUCAAACGAGCUCAUCUGUAGAAAAGAGAAGAGUGUGUGAAUUGGACAUAUAAAGAAAGCACACGUUGUACGAACUACUGUGAGAAGAAAAUGACUUCACAGUGGCCACGUCACAGAGGAUUGAGAUGAGCAAUCCAGCGAGAAAGCAUAAUCCGAUGCUUUGACCUUACAGGGUGCUCUUCCAGACACCUGGGUAUUUUAUAGGGCCAGUAAAUCACAUGAAGGGUGAACACAUGGCUGAGUUGUAAAUGUACCUGAAUACCAUUGUAAAUCCAUCAACAGACUGAUUACACUUGCCUGGCAGUGUUACUGCUCAUAUCGUAUCUGUAAUAUAUACAGUAAAACCCAACGACCCAUAACAUCUGACGGUGCCAGGGUUCAAUCUGUUAGGAAAAGGACAAUUAAGAAAGUCCGCACUCAGUCUUAGACAAGAACAUGUAUACCAUCUCUAUUUUCUUGUCUAUGCACCAACAAUAUGACAAGAAUCUAUGAUUAGAUGUGUGCCGGGUUUCCUGCUUUUUCAAGGUAAAGUGAGGAUGCUAGGGUUCAAUCUGUAGGCUGCAUGUCUAUACUGAUGAGGUAACGUUGUCCCAUCUAUUUACAAAUGUCUUUUCUAUCAUGGGGUUGUAGAGUUAUUACUCCAUAACAUGAAUCGAAUGCCAAAGCACGAGCCUGGAUACUGAUUUGGAUUGUGAAGUGAAACUGAAGAAUUCAGUAUGGAUCCAGGCUACCGAAACACAUAGAUGGUGCUUGUUUGAAUCACUGUCCUGACAGUACUGUAUUGCUAGGAGAGUUCGUGAUAACGUUUGUGUCUCCUUCUCAAACCCAGCAAUAAAGUUGAUCAAUUCUAGAAUGUUCGGGGGGAAAUAUUUCAAGGAUGCCACAGAUGUGAACGAACUAGAAAAAUAUGUUGAUGUAGUGGAUGAAAUGUAAUUGUGGAUUUGUAAUGUACAGGAUAAUAGUACUUGAUAACACAAGUACUCCAGUGCUAUGGGUCACUCUUACUAAUUUCAAACACACGAUUGUGUGGUCCGUCUGAGACAAACAUCAUCUGUGCAUGCUUUGCCAACAGUACUGCAAUUCAUUUGAUCGUUGAUGUUUCGUUUGGAAGCUGAUGCAUGUCGGUCUCUCGGGAUAUAGGUGCUUGGAUUGGACAACUUUGUUCGGCACAAGGAUUGGGAAAAACUGCCAAAACAGCUUCUACAAAACAUUUUUGAUGGCAUAACUGAAACCAAAGUUCAAAUGCAAGAUACCUGAAGUACAUUAUGUGCAGUACCUUUUAGAAAGUAAGUGCCUUACAUUUUCACUGAGACCUAGGGGAUGUCUGUCACUAUGAAACCAUGCCAAAUGUAUGGUCGAAUUGAAGUUGGUAGCCUGUGUUUCUUUUGUUUGCUAUGUGUUAUUGUCUCACUUUUAGAAUAAUACCAGCUCACUAUGUUCGCUGUUACAGGAUACUUUUAAUUAAACAUUAACUCCCUGUUGAUUUUUAAGACUACUGUACUGUCAAACAGGUAUGCAAGCUUUAUACAUGUCAAUAAAUACAUUUAAUAGAUGUA